This is a messenger RNA of Penicillium maclennaniae, 996 nucleotides long. RefSeq lists its product as uncharacterized. The transcript has 4 exons. The coding region runs from base 1 to 996 and encodes 331 amino acids. Lineage: Eukaryota; Fungi; Ascomycota; Eurotiomycetes; Eurotiales; Aspergillaceae. The record is from RefSeq and is a predicted model, not a curated record.
AUGUCGCACUCAACAUCACAAGGCUGGCCGGCCAUUCCCGAGAUCCACUUGCAUCCGACGGAUUUACCCCGAGAUGAACUGCCGGAAGAAACAAAGGGAUGGCUUCUUUUCGUACGGGAAGAAUCCGAAUCCCAGCCAGUCUCGACCCCGGAAGACGGGCUGCGACAACGGCGCGCCCUUAUUGAGAAAUGGGCUACUGCCAGUCAAGAAUUCCGCGAGUCUUACCAUGGCCGUGCCCCAGCAUACACCUCAGCCCGCGACUACCCGGCCUCAUUACUCUCACAGCAAGCCCCGCGGCCCAGCAAGCGGUUCCUGUGUCUGGCACCCGUAGACCGCGAGACUCAUCCCCGGGACUACAUCCACCUUGUGAAGUUUCUGAUUCUGCUGUACGUUCAUCAAGGGGAAUGGAAUGGGCCGCAUCCCUUUGACCUGUCAGGCGUGGGCAACGCGCCGCAAUGCCACAUUCCAGAGUUUGUUAGCCGCGCCACACCUAUCGCGCUCGACGAGAUCCUCUCCGAGCUGUACCUCUUCUCGGCGGAUUUCCACGCUCUCUCGAUGACCCGGGCCGGCACGGUUGUGUUCGCCGAUGGGCCGUACUACACGUGGUACGUGAUCGAUGAGCCAGGGCUUCUCACGGGGCGGUUAACGCUGGCUGAGUUUGGUUCCAAUGGCAGCGUCCGCGCCUCGACUCUCCGUCGACCCUGGAAUAUGGGCCAGACGAUGUCCUUUAGUCAGAUUAUGGGCCGACGAGUCUUGGAAUUAUUAAUGUCCGGUAUCGGGGGCCCGCCGCAGUAUAAUGAACCCUUGGAUAUGGACCUUCCUAUAAUUGAGCUUUUGGAAGUUACACGACAGACCAAUAAGUUCCUCUUCGAGGGCUACGGCAGUCGGGAUCUGUGGGUGAGCACUAUCGAGCAGAGUGCGCCCGGGUAUCUGAGCUUAGAGGCCCAAGGACGGGAGCUGGAAUUCAACCUUGAUCAGUUGCUUGAUAUUAGUUAG